AUGAAGGAGAGCCACAUACUUCAACACGAACAAUCACAAAAACACCAGGAUAGUCUGAAAAGCUACCUUGAUCAGCAAAGCUUUGACGGAAAUCCAAUAUCUACUCCAAAUAUUUUCAACCUAGAUUCAUUCAACAUAUUCCUUCAGCCAGACGCACUUAGAUCACAGAUCAGUGAUGCAGCUUCUGGCCACGUUGAAUCUACGGGACUGUCUAUUACAAAUCAUGACAUGGUUGAACGUGAACAACGUGUAUUGGUUCAGUCGCCAGAAGAUACUCCUAUGGUUAUGUUGGAUGGUUGUGGCACAGGUGAUACACCUGUUCCUUUGGUUGACCUCUGGCCAUAUGAGCAUGAUAGUCACAUUUUGGAAAGUAACGAGACCACUGUGGACCUAUUUGAAGAGACCAUACAAGCCUCACAAGAUCAGGAUGAGCUCCCCACUAUACGGGGUGUAACCAAUAAAGAGCUUGAAGACUUUGACAUAGGAGGCCAGUAUAUCAACAAGGAUGAAUCAGAUGGUAUGCACCCUUUUCAAGAGGCUCAGGAUAUUAAACUUACCCAUCAUCUAGACGACUAUCUCCAAAUUCCUAUAAUUCGUCACAUACAGCAUAGGAUGUAUCUCACUGACCUAUUGUUCAGCUCUCCCAGAUUGCAAUUUUCUGAAUCAGAGAAGUCUGCAGUUUUGAAAUGGGCAACAGAGAUGGGGGCGAGGAAAGUUCCAUCACUUGCAGCUCUGAAAAAAUGCCGGAAGGAGAUCUCUGAGGUCAUUGGCAAUCCCACAAAGAAGGUGAUAUUAUCAUCUGGCACCGUAUUCUACAUAAACAAUGUUGCCAGUGCCAUUAUGAAAGAUUUUUCCAAUCCGGUCACCCGUUUAAAUAUGCAAGAUUAUCCUGAAGAGGGAGGUGAUGGGAUGAGUCAAAUCUUUCAUGGACGUAAAAUGCUGCUUGAUGUGCCUCCAGACCGGGUCUCACAGAAUGUCCGCCUGAGUGGCAAGUUAUUUUAUAUACAUGAACUCCUGCAGUGUGCCUCUGGUGCAUACUUUAUCCCUGAACGGUUUUACUAUGCGUAUCCCCCAUUGGACGGUGGGAACAGCCCCACAAAAGAGCUCUAUGCUUUAGGUUAUGACGUGACUGAAACAACAUCAGGAUUUCUCGUCAGGGACACCAGAGUGACAAUUCCAAUCUCUCACUUCCAGAGUUCUUAUGAGGACAUCCGUAAGAGAAACUUGAUUCAAUUUUCAGAUUGUUCAAGUAUAUGGACAUCUAGAAUGCCCAACCAAUUUUGUACUGAAGCCCCUGGCAAGAUGGUCUACAGUAUACCUUUGAUAGUGUUUAUGGACGACGUAUCAGGCAACAUUUCAAAAGCUUGGAACAAACACUAUGUCAUAUAUAUGUCAAAUGCUAGCAUGCCCCGUGAAAUGCUCCAAAAGGAGUUUAAUGUUUAUUUUGUCACUUCUUCCCCACACACCAGCCCUAUGGAGCUCAUGAAAGUGAUGAAAGAUUCAAUUGAAGAUGCUGUGUUGACUGGAAUACCAGUAUAA
Serpula lacrymans var. lacrymans S7.9 is the source of this 1539-nucleotide messenger RNA. RefSeq lists its product as uncharacterized. The transcript has 6 exons. The record is from RefSeq and is a predicted model, not a curated record. NCBI's taxonomy places the organism in Eukaryota, Fungi, Basidiomycota, Agaricomycetes, Boletales, Serpulaceae. The coding region runs from base 1 to 1539 and encodes 512 amino acids.